AACGACUUUAUGUGACAUUAGAAAGUUGUGGGAUGGAAUAUAAUUUUUUUGUUGAGGGAGUAAACAAAUACAAGUUCGUCUCGGGAAUAGUGUUGGCUUUGGAGAUUUGAUUUUGGUGUUUUUUCAUAUUCCCAGGGAAACCACCCGAUUGGAGCUUUGCCUUCCGUGGAGCCAUUCCCAGAAAGGGAAGCCUAUUUUUGUCAAGGGAAAUGGAUGGAUCCGAAGCAUCUCUGUCCACUUCUCCAUCUCAAUAUACUCUCAGCCAGCAACGCCAUUUCUAUCUUGCUGUCGACAGGAUCAAAUUCAAGAUGGAGACGCUGGUGGACCUAUUGCGGGUGGCUGGCCGUCUUCCAUGCCUUCCGGUGGUGGUUUGUUGCAGUGCGCGGGAUGAACUAGAUGCUGUUUAUUCUGCACUGUCUGCCCUUUCACACAUUUCUAUAUUUGCACUGUAUAGUGACCUUGGCGAACCAGAACGAAUGCAUAUUUUUGUUAGAUUUCGGCAAGCCGUGAUGAGGUGGAAUCGUCAAAGUGUGGUUGCUGAAGGGGAGAGAAAGGAGGAAGGUGAAUGUCACGUAAUAGUUGUAACAGAUGUUUGCCUUCCUCUUGUUAACUCCGGGGAGUUGCCUUUUAGUGCUCGUGCCUUGAUUAAUUAUGAGUUACCAGCAAAAAAGGAAACUUAUAUGCGGCGCGUGGCUACGUGUUUAGCAGCAGAUGGAAUUGCGAUCAAUAUGGUCGCUGGAGGUGAGGCUGUAAAUCUCAGAAACAUUGAAGAAAGCAGUGGCUGUGUAAUCUCAGAAAUGCCCAUUAAUAUUUUUGAGAUGUUGUGAAGAUUUCAGAUCCCAAAAACAUAAUAGACGUUGUGAAGAUCACAGGGACUGGCGGGCGGAGUAGGAUUGCCUCAAAAGGAACAUAAUAACGUUCAAUUUCUUUUCUUUAUUUACUUCAUUCUGUUGUUUUGAAUUUGCAAUUCUUAUUGUAAUAUGGUCCUUUUGAACACUUUUAUGCUAUGGAGUGUUUAAUAUGAACCAGAACUGAUCAAAAUGAAGUGAUUUGAUUUAC
Cuscuta campestris is the source of this 1059-nucleotide messenger RNA. The record is from the annotation of a GenBank genome assembly. Lineage: Eukaryota; Viridiplantae; Streptophyta; Magnoliopsida; Solanales; Convolvulaceae.